Pelmatolapia mariae (spotted tilapia) is the source of this 5515-nucleotide messenger RNA. It is a transcript of the gene fam78ab, whose product is annotated as family with sequence similarity 78 member Ab. Bases 760 to 1611 code for a protein of 283 amino acids. The transcript is spliced from 2 exons. The record is from RefSeq and is a predicted model, not a curated record. Lineage: Eukaryota; Metazoa; Chordata; Actinopteri; Cichliformes; Cichlidae.
UUCUUCUUUUUUUUUGCAUGUUGCUUUGUCGGCUUUAGAAACGGGGAAGAAAAAAAAGACCUCAGUUCGUAAUUGCACUGCGAGAACCUCUGUUCCGCAGAUGUAGCGUUCAAUGGUACACUUUUCCUUAUGAGAAACUGAAGCCAAUAUUUUAAGUUUGGUGGAACAUUUUACGCUUUUGUUAAACGGACUUUCGGCUGCUCCGCGUUACACUAGAGGCAUUUUAAACUGUAGGCGUCCACUCUUGAACACCUCCAAUAUUUGUGAUUAGGAUUCUCGUCACCAGCUGGACGCAGUCACAGGGUUAUAUCUUUUGAGUGCACACGCAAAGGAGAAUCUGAUGCCAAGCUGUAAUACAAGUAGUUUUUUUUUUUUUUUGCGUGUGUUAAUUAUUUAGCUCAUACAUGCCACGAACCUUUCCAAAUGGACCCACUUUGCCCAAAGGCCAGAACUUUGUGUGGCAGUGUCUUGUAACUUUGGCAGCAUGAAAACAUCUGUGCUCGGAUAAGAACAUUUCUGGUGCCAGAGCCGGUUUUGGUGAAGUUGCGUUCACGCACCGGGAAGCAUGCGCUCUGUUGCGAAGAUUUUCUAGGCCUGCCUUCUUUUGUAGUUUUGGAUAAAAGAAAAAGAAUGCAUGGCUUUUCGUGAGAAACAUUGCUUCAUAUAAAUACUUUCUUUGUGCUGAUAAACCAUUUUUUCUUCUCUCUGUUGGGGAAACAUGAUGUGGAGCCAACUGUGGUGACUGUCUUGCUUGUUUCCAUGCGUCUUUCCUCUCCUCCAGACUGCUGGACGUUCUUGUGGACUGUGUUGCUAUUUAAUGCAAUGGGCUGCAUCCAGAGUAUCAGAUGUAAGCCCAAGAGUUUCCGAGACAGCAUCGUCAUCCUGGAGCUGAACGCUACCAUCGACUCCAACCCCACCAGCAUCGACGAGACAUCCGGCGUGGUCUUGCGCUACCGGACGCCGCACUUUCGAGCGAACGCCCGAAUACUGGUGCCACCAGUAGCUGCUAAGGAGACGUGGACCAUCGGCUGGAUCCAAGCCUGCAACCACAUGGAGUUCUUUAACACGUAUGGGGACAAAGGAAUGUCAAGUUGGGAACUCCCUGAUCUGCGUGACGGCAAGAUCCAGGCCAUCAGCGACUCAGACGGCGUCAACUACCCGUGGUACGGAAACACUACUGAAACCUGCACCGUCAUAGGCCCCACCAAGAAGGACAGCAAAUUCGUAGUCAGUAUGAAUGACAAUUUUUACCCCAGCGUGACCUGGGGAGUGCCCGUCAGCGACAGCAAUGUGCCUCAGCUCAGCAGCAUCUUCCGCGACCAGAGCUUCACGACUUGGCUCGUGGCCAUCAAUCAGGCCACCUCAGAGACGCUAGUCCUGCAGACGAUCCGCUGGAGGAUGCGGCUUGACAUAAAAGUGGACCCGGAGAAGCCGCUGGGUCAAAGGGCCGUUCUGAAAGAGCCCGUGGCCCAGGAACAGCCACAGAUUCUGGGAAAGAAUGAGCCCAUCCCCCCCAACGCCAUGGUCAAGCCCAAUGCCAACGACGCCCAGGUGCUGAUGUGGCGGCCAAAGACUGGUGACCCUGUGGUGGUCAUCCCACCUAAAUACUGACCUGUUUCCCCUCUGACUUUCACUGACUGGCCUUGGAUACCUUAACAGUAUCAUCUUCUUUGGUUUCUUUCUUUUACUCCUGCUCCUCACCAGCUCUCACUGCUUUAACUCUUCUUUUUUUCUGUCUCUAUAUUCUCUCAUGUUUGAAAAUGAAACCAGCUCUCAGAAAACAAAACAAAAGACCAGCUGUUGCUUUGAGGUACGGGCUUGAACACUUUCUAAAGGCACUUUUGAAACCGGAGAAAAUGCAACUAUUCUACCUUCAGACUUGGUCGGGUCUCACUGUGCUAAACUGCAAAAACGAAAGAGAGCAUUUUGUUUUUUUGUUUUUUUACAGUACUGUAUAAUUGUUUGAGCCAACCGACGUAGGGUUUGGGAGUCCAGGGCGGAUUCAAGUAUUUCUAUGACCAUGCGUGUGCAGGUGGAUAUGCACAAAGGUCAUGAACAAGCAUCAGUUGUGUUUUGUUUUGUUUUUUUAAUUUAUGGACUGGAAGAGAAGCGUAUUUAAUUGUAUUUGAUGUUAUUGCUGUGUUCUCUACAUGACAAAUUGCAUUGGGUGACAUACUAGAUUUUAGUACUUUUUAAAGAAAAAAAAACAUGCAAGACAUUCAAUCCAUGCUGCCUUACAUUACAUUGCUUUCCACUGCAAACUUCUUAGCCUUAAACAAAGUGCAAUGCAGUAUGUGGUAAACUCAUGCCCGCUCCUUCCAGACUGUUGGCGCUGGCACGUGUGGGUUUAGGACAGGAACCACAGCACUGAGGAAAAACUCGGGUCUCAGAUCUUGGCUUGUGGGUUUCAUUUACCUGCUGAAUCUAUUGUCUUAACAAACGCAACUGGCAUUAUGCACAGACACAGUUACACGACUGAGCUAACUAGCUGAGCUGUGUUUCAAGUGCUUUAUGCAAGAGAGGAGAUGCUCUGUGGAGAUGGACAUACAGAGAGGCGAAUCUCAUCAGCAGCCCUCAGCACACACACAUAAACACAAAAACAUGCAAUAACAACUUGAGCAUAAAAAACUCCACAGCUGACCUCAUUUCACUUAUUUUACUCAAACCUUUACUAUUUUAGCAAAGUAGCAGAAAACAAGUUCUCUUUUCUCGAUAUUACGCCAUCUCAGGGCCCCUUGUUACUUCCUUCCCUUCUCAAAUCUUUUUUUUCCACCCAUCCUGUCUCGCCUCCUCCUUGUCACAUUGCUCACAUUGAGCAAUCAAUAUCUGUUAUAAAUAAGAAGGGAAAUAAUUUUUAAUAAGUGGUCGAUGAAAAUAGCAGUCUGUCUUUUAUUUUUUUCUCCUGCAAUCUUUUUGUCAUCUCACGGGUAUCGCGUUUUUAUUGCUGCUGCCAUUAAUUUGCCUUCCAUCUAAUUUAAUCCAAUCAUUUGUCUUCUAUGUUAACAGACUUUUCUGUUUGUUUUUUUCCCCCCGUCCCUCACCCUCAAUCACUUCUAAUCUUUAUCUACACCAGUGCUCCUCCUCCCACUCGCUCACUUGUUCACUUCCUCUCUGCCUCUUUUAUUUAUUUUUUUUUCAUCUGCUGUCGAGGCUGCAAAAGCAGAGCAGGAGGCAUGCGAGUUUGAUGCUCAGUUGGCAUAUAGAUGACCCACUUCUCCUUAGCUCUCGCUGCAGAAAUGUGGGGCCCGUCUUUUUUUAUUUCACCGCUGGCGCACGAACCCCCCCACACACACAUAUAAGGAAGUGGCUCUGGUCAGCUAAAGAUCGACGGUCGAUGAAACGAUGUGUAUUUAAGUACUAAUCUUUGAGAAGGGCUUUGGUGGUGAACUGAAACUGCUUGCAAAAGCGUGAAGAAACAGGCUAAAUUUGGCAAUAAGGGAGGAGGGGGACGGGAGUCAUUUACUUAUCAAUGGUAUCCCAAAAAACUAUGGGUUGUGUAGACAGUUUUUCACUUCCAGUUGUUCGAAGCAUCUUGCAAUUUCUUUCCGCCCCCUCCCCAGUCUCUGUGUGUUCAGCGCCAACUAAAGAAAUCAUCUGCAUUCAAGUCUGAUCUGCUCGUGCAUUUCACAAAGGUCACUAGGCUGCUGCUGCUGUUUCAGAGUCCAAGCAUCAUACGCUGUAUACCACCAGACUUGGUCCGGUCCUUCAGUGGCCCCACAUCAGCCACUUUCACGUGAGAAAGCAGGCAAACACAAAUAUAAAUUAUCACGAUCUGUUCCACAUAGGAGCGGAGUUUAAUUAAUGUGACGGGUAACAUCUGCGUUUACCUCGAGCAAAGAGCAGGCGGCUGGGUGGAGGGGUGGGGAGCGGGGGCGGUGGAUGCUGAAUGUGAAGGUGACAACAAAUCGGAUCCAACUUAGAUCUUUGCAGCAGCUUAAAAUAACGCUGGCAUUUUCAGAGAACUUGGAUGUCAAGUUGCUUCAGCUUGUGGCUUGUAGUGAAGGUGAUGCCGCUCAUGCUGCGAACCCACCGACCUCUCUCGGGCAAUAAGCGGCCCGUCUGCUCCGCGGAAAGCCGUGGAUCGUACUCAAGUUGGACCACGUGUAAUGUAAUUAAGUGCUGACACGCAGUCACUGACUUUCAGUGUGUGUGUGUGCGCUUUAAUUCCCGCUGGGAGGAUUUAGGCAAGAUGAGGAGUUUCACUCAUGUGCUUAUGCUGUUGUUGAGUCAUGACCCUCCCUCUGUCUUUCUCUCUCUAUUCACCCAUCUCACUCACACACAUAUAAGCAGAGGGCAGGGAAGGUUGUGUCCUUGUCAUAAAAUGAGCUUGCCCUCACAAACACACAAAAUCACCCCGAGGCGAAGGGACCAGCCUGGCUUGGUAUCUGUUUGUCACAGCAGUGUCACAUUGGCAGUGAGAACUCAUUUAUCAGCCCAGCACGUGGACCGUCCGAACACAUGCACAAGCCAUAUUCAGCAGCACGCCUGUUUACUAGAAAACAGGAAAUGCUUCGCAGCAUGUAAACAUUGUAUUGUAAUUGUAUUGUAUUAAGAUCAGAGAGAAUUAAAGUACCGGGCUCACCGAGUGGGUGCCUGCCAGCUAUCAACAGCAUUUAUGUAAUACUGAAGGCAAAGGGCACCAAUUGUCUUCUCUGUGUGUCUCAAUCUUUUGAGCUUUGUGUAGAUGAAAAUGUGUGUUUUGUGUUUGUGCGGAAACUUCGAAAAUGCUGUAUGUGCUUCCUUGACUAAGCCACAGAAAAACAAAACCACAAUGUUGUACUUUUGCUGUACAAAUGGUGAAAAAACAAAGGUGCCAAAAUUGGACAAAGCCAAAACUAUGCAUUGUUUUUAGAGACGUGAACUCAAAAAGCUCUUGGCACUUAGUGACAGACCUGUUUCUUUGGUUGUUUUUUUACUGAAUGCACGUUUGUAUUUCCAGAGAAACAUUACGAAUAUAGCCAUGCUAGUAGGGCUGUGCCAAGUGAGUGUUUCCUCUCCUAAACCCACACCCUUUACAGUUCCUGUGAGGACUGCUAGCUUUGUUUCAUUUCCUUAUUUAGUUAUCUAGUGAACUAAAUUCAAAUUGAGUUCACACUCAGGACCACCUGCCUUCAUUUUCCGGCUUUUACUUUUGGCCAUACCCCACGAAAGUUAGUAUUCCACAGGUGCUGCUCCAUUUUGCUGUUCUCCUCGUGUCAGCGAUUAUAAGUCGUCGUUUUAAAUGUAACCCCCACUUGUAGCCCAAAAGAUAAUAGGAGCAACUAAGUGUGUCCCUCCUUUCUUUUUGGUUUGUUUUCUGGAAAUACAGCACUGAAAUAGUUCAGGCCGAAUGUGUUUUUUGGGAAUUUUUUUCUGUUCCGCUUUGACUUUUACACCAAUACUUGAAAAUGGGUCAGUUCUGGUAAAAUAUUUAAAACUGUGAAAAUGCACACCACUGGGGAAACAAACCCUCAGAAAAAAAAUAUAUAUAAUAUAAAGAGGUCUUUUUCAUGCCUAAUAAAAUGUAGAAAUAUUA